AUGAAAGCCACUAGCCAACAGACAAAGCUUCAACCAACUUCCAGUAAUGUUCAAGCUUUCCAUUCUUCACCACGUCCUUGCAUACCUUCGCCCUCGCCCACAUACUACCACCAUAUGUCUCCAAAAAAGAUGAGUAAUUCUGCUAGCAACAGCAAUGAUCACAAAAGGUCCGAUUUUCUGCCUGGCCUGGAAGAUCUUGGAAAAUUGCUCAAGGCUUGCAGUCCCAAUCAAGGGAAGAAGUCCGAUCGGAGCCGGAAUCCAGAUGGAAAGGACUGGCAAACUUGCAACAUCAAAGAUACAUGCAAGACGGUAGUACAAGCCUCAAACGAGCUUAUUGAGCAAGGAAGCUCCAUAUCUGAAAAAGAGACGCAGCACAACAAGGACCAGGGAAUGAUCAAUCCCACCAGAAAGCCAACUCAACGACAGCCAAAGUACAUAUACACGCAUCAAGACGGCGGCCAAAGACGGACAUGCUCAAGACAGCCGAACAAGCCAAUGAGGGUGCACCUACGAAGGCUGCAGAGAAUAUCUCUACGCUCGGCGAUGCUGAGGGGUUAA
Messenger RNA from Letharia columbiana, 558 nucleotides. RefSeq lists its product as uncharacterized. Bases 1 to 558 code for a protein of 185 amino acids. NCBI's taxonomy places the organism in Eukaryota, Fungi, Ascomycota, Lecanoromycetes, Lecanorales, Parmeliaceae. The transcript has 2 exons. The record is from RefSeq and is a predicted model, not a curated record.